CAGGUUCUACUCUCAAUUGCUCAUUAUCUCGGCUCCUACGCGGGAAAAAAAGAGUGAAAAAAGGAAAAUGAAAGGAAAUUGGCGGGAAACAUUUCCCGGGAUCAAUAAAGGUCGUUACCUAUCGUCGCGGUUCGGUUUACUAUAGACUUUCGCUCUUCUCUUUUCUGGUUAUUGUUUUGCAAAGAUGCAUGCGAGCCAGUUCGACGGGAAUGCUGCUUUCUCCGGCGGUGGAUUCAUGCCUUCUCAGGCAACCCAAACCACUGAUACUGGUUUUUCCCCGGCGAAAAAUCGUGACGCCCAGGGUUUGCUUCCAUUAACAGUGAAACAGAUAAGUGAAGCUUUUCAUUCAAGUGAUGAGAAAUCCAAUUUUGUCGUCGACGGCGUCGACGUUAACAAUGUUUCUCUUGUCGGGAUGUUGUUCAAUAAAGCUGAAAGGGUUACUGAUGUUGGUUUCGUUCUUGACGAUGGAACGGGACGAAUCGAUUGUCACAGAUGGGUGAAUGAAACAAUAGAUACAAAGGAGAUGGAGGGAAUACAGGAUGGGAUGUAUGUUGAAAUUCACGGGCACUUGAAAGGCUUUCAGGGAAAAAGGCAAUUGGUUGCCUUCUCUGUAAGGCCUGUUACUGAUUUCAAUCAAAUUACUCAUCACUUCAUUCAGUGUAUUUAUGUGCAUACGUACAACACCAAGUUACAGAAAAUGCAGGGUGGUACUUCUCAAAUGGUAAAUCCAGUAUUGAACACUCCAUUGCAGAAUGGAUCAAAGGGAUAUCAAGCUGCUGCAAUUCCAAAUCAAUUUUCUGGUCAGUUUAGCAGUGAUGGACUCAAAGGAAUUGAUCAAAUGGUCCUAGACUAUUUGCAGCAACCUUCUAACCUUGCACAGGAAAAGGGCGUACAUAGAGAUGAAAUUGCACGGCAGUUAAAAAUUCCACUGGACAAGAUCAUGGAAUCGAUUAGAUCUCUUGAAGAAGAAGGCUUGAUUUACUCAACCAUUGAUGAAUGCCACUACAAAUCAACUGGCAAUGGUUAACGAAGUAACAUCUUCCGAAGUAUCUUCUUUUAUGUAAAAUGCUGUCCUUGGAAAGGAGAUGGGAAGCCCUUACUAGGGUCUUCAAGUUUUCAUGUUGCAAAUUUUGUUAUUAUGCUGUUUUAUUAUUUUUAUUAGGGACGUGUCAAUAUUGCAGUCCGAGAUAGAUGAAAAAAGGAUGGUAACAGUGUCAGUGUUGGUAGAAUAUUUCAUCACAUGUUGAGAAUGGAGCUUUUAUAACAUCGGUCCUUGACUCAGAAAUCUCAUACCAA
Messenger RNA from Nelumbo nucifera (sacred lotus), 1296 nucleotides. It is a transcript of the gene RPA2, whose product is annotated as replicon protein A2. Gene Ontology annotation, cellular component: site of double-strand break; chromosome, telomeric region; DNA replication factor A complex. Gene Ontology annotation, molecular function: single-stranded DNA binding. The record is from RefSeq and is a predicted model, not a curated record. Gene Ontology annotation, biological process: double-strand break repair via homologous recombination; DNA replication; nucleotide-excision repair. Lineage: Eukaryota; Viridiplantae; Streptophyta; Magnoliopsida; Proteales; Nelumbonaceae.